CAAAAGACUAUUGCGCACUACUGUCUAUGGUAUUUCCACACUAGCCAUGCCGGUGGAUACCAAGCGAGUGAGGGGUCCAGAUGAGUCUCAGUCUCCGUUACUUUUCGUCCUCCCGAGCACCGGGAAGCCUGAAUGUCCGCAGGAAGGCAGGGAGGACGGGAGGCAGCGGAGCCAGGCCGACGUGCGGCCGGUAUUUGCGCGAUGCGGACUGAUCAGCCAGGCAAAGGGGUCUGCCUACAUCGAGGCGGGGAACACGAAGCUGAUCUGCUCGGUGUACGGACCACGGGAGACCGACAGGAAGGACGAGGUGGACAUGAAGUCUGGCAGGCUGGUGUGUGACUUUCGCUUCGCCCCGUUUUCGUGCCCGAAGAGGGGCUCCUGGAUCCAGGGCAGCGAAGAGAAGGCUCUGUCUCUGGGGCUGCUGGAGAGCCUGCUGCCCGCAGCCUGUCUGCACAAGUACCCCCGCUCGCAGAUCGAGGUCAACGUGGUGGCGCUGGAGCACGACGGCUCGGUUCUGGCCCACGCCGUCACCUGCGCCUCCCUGGCGCUGGCGGACGCCGGGAUCGAGAUGUACGACCUGGUCCUGGGCUGCGCGCUGAGGCAGGACGGGCCCUCCUUCCUCAUCGACCCCACUUUCGCGGAGGAGAGCGGCGCCCAGUCCGCCGGGUCUGGAGAGAACCAGGGCAGGGUGACUGUGGCUCUGCUGCCCAGCCUCCACCAGGUGUCGGGGCUGCAGUCGGACGGGGAGAUGGCGGAGGACACGCUGGUGGGGGCUGUGAAAGCCUGCAUCGAGGGGUGCCAGCGCCUGUACCCCGUUAUCCAGCAGGCCUUGGCGAGGGCUGUGCGGAGGAAAGCGCCUCCGACAGCCGUCUGAGGGCGAGCUUGCUGGAGCUGCCGCACAGCGAGUGAACUUGAAGACGCGCUUCUGUUUCUGUCGGCGAAGCGUUUCUCAGAGACGAGAUAUUUAUUUUUGUCAUAUACAUCACGGACGAUUUGUGCUGUCUGAUUUUUCUAUUAAACGUUCCUGUGAGUCAGUU
Messenger RNA from Lepisosteus oculatus (spotted gar), 1037 nucleotides. It is a transcript of the gene exosc6, whose product is annotated as exosome component 6. Gene Ontology annotation, biological process: rRNA catabolic process; poly(A)-dependent snoRNA 3'-end processing; U4 snRNA 3'-end processing. Lineage: Eukaryota; Metazoa; Chordata; Actinopteri; Semionotiformes; Lepisosteidae. The record is from RefSeq and is a predicted model, not a curated record. Gene Ontology annotation, cellular component: nuclear exosome (RNase complex); cytoplasmic exosome (RNase complex); nucleolus.